AUGGAGCGGUACAAGGCCUUCUUAAACGAAAUAAAGCGGGAAAAUGAAAAGAUUGGAAAAAAAAUCCGCUUCGUAAACGACAAAACCAAGUAUAAACCACUCAAUGGAAAAAAACUUGAGUACAACAGAUUUUUUGUGAACAGCUAUGAGGUAGAGAAGAAAAACAACCUGUGUAAGUACUACAAACAUAAAAUAGACAAGAGCAGGAGAAAAAAAAAAGGGAAUCUAUGCAAUUAUGAUUUCCCUUUCUUUGAGAUUUACAAAAAUACAAAUCCAGCGUUUAAAAAUAAUCUGCCACAAUAUAAUCUCCUUCAAAUGAUAAAAAACUACAAUGAGUUGGAACUCUUUAAGUUCUGUUCCAGAAAUACUGUGGACGUAAACUUGCUCUCUCCUGUACUUUCCCACUUCAUCGAAAUUGUGAUAAAGAAAAGAGACCUGUACAACAUCAACGACUUGUUCCUACUAACAGAACAGAUAAAAAAGUUAAAUUAUUACCACCCCUACUUUUGCAAACUAGUAUGUAGAGAGGUAUGUCUUGACAUACACAAAAUCAAGACCGUUCAUCAGAUAACGGGCUUUCUGGACUUCCUCAUGUAUUUUAACAUUUUCAAUUAUUAUUAUGUUAACAAGUUCUACAAGUAUUUAACGCACUUGAUUACGCAUAGUAAUAAAUGGACCCUUGUGGUUCCUGGGUUGAAUUCUUCUUCUGCCGAAGAACCGGUGGUAGAUGAAUCGAAAUCAAAGGACACACAUGUAAAUUUCAUUCAGAUACAUUCAGACGAUAUUGCCUGCCUAUCCUUAUCCUUUAGAAAAUAUAAAAUGUUCGACGCAGAGUUGUUACUCCUUCUGCUUUAUGUGUGCAGCCAUGAUGCAUAUGGUCACUUGAGGAAUGCCCAAACGCUAUACCAGCUUACAGAGCUAAUACAUUUUUAUACAUUUUUGGAUAGGGCGUACUCCUCCAAAUUGUUCUACUACAUUUUUGAACAAGUCUUAAAGGACACACCAAGGGGGGAUGCCAACUUCGUCCCUCUCCUUAAAUCUUUUUACACCAUUAGUAAAGAGCUUGGCACCAAAUUCGAUGUGGGCGUCCACAACGCGACGCUGGAGAUUUUUCACAACAAAGGGGAAAUGGAAGGAGGCGACUCAGCGGGGGAUAUUUCUCCCCCCAGUUAUGUACUAUCCGAGUGUAGCGGAAAAAAAAAAAAAAAAAAAAAAAAUGAAAAAAAAGACCAAAAAAAGGAUGAAAGAAAAGACGAAAAUGCAAAUGACGAAAUUGUCAUAGGGACAAAUGCAAAUGUGCACAUGCAGGUCGAACCAUCAGGGGAGAAGAACCAACCAUUGGCCCCCUUCAACUGCAAUGCCAACUGGAACCUAAAGAAGUUGAAGUUGGAUGAUGAGAUGUUAGUUGUACGUCAUGACUACGACUGGCACCCAUCCGAGAAAAUCUUCAUGGAUCUAGUGGAGACCAUCAAACACGUCGUGCUCCUCAUCGAAUUGAAACUUCUCUCUGCCUUCCCCUUUGCGUGUGAAAAGAGCCCACCCGAAAUUGAGUUCAUGAAACGGGUGAACUUCCAAACGGAUCGCGAGAAAAACGUGCACAAGUACAAUGCACAGAAUGUCAGCCGGGAGCAGCGGGCGUUCGUGGAACGACUAAUCCGAAGGAAUGAGCAACAGGACACACAACAACUGGACAUACAGCGACCAGAUGGACAGGCACAUCCGCUGCCGCAGAAGUGGGAGCGCCAUUUCGACGACUCAAAUCUCAGCUUUCUGUUUUAUCGGAACUAUGGGGAUGAGUCAGGAUCUGUCACGAUGGAUGACAUCAACGGGUUCAUUAAAUCCAAGCCGGAUGUGAAGUUCAACCUUAUGGAUGGAACCUAUUUCGCCCACAUAUUUUCUCACCUGUGGCAGGUCCAGAUGACUGAGGCUGAAGAGCGCAUACUGGAGGAAAGCCUCCAAGCCCUGCCACUCUGGGCAAACAGUUUGGUGCGCCUGGACGUGAACACCGUGGCUGACUUGUUCUGCGCCCUCACAAUUUUUCAAGUUAUUCAGGGAUGCAAAAACGGAAGGGUUACCAAAAACAAAUACGGGUACUCCAAAAGGGAGGAGCACACAGAAAAUGAAGCUCUCUACAAAAUACUGUCCAAAAUUCUGAUAAAAAAAAUUAUUAACAUAAAAAGCGAACGUCUGUACAAGGUCAUUUUGUCCUGCGCAAACACAGCCUACUCGGACGUCUACUUGAAUCACUUUUUAAAAAAUUUCAACCGACAUGUAAAAUUUGGGAAGAUGCGCAAAUACGUGAAUUGUUAA
Molecule: messenger RNA, 2310 nt
Organism: Plasmodium knowlesi strain H
Lineage: Eukaryota; Apicomplexa; Aconoidasida; Haemosporida; Plasmodiidae
Product: conserved Plasmodium protein, unknown function
Exons: 4
Coding region: 1-2310 (769 amino acids)
Source: RefSeq, a predicted model, not a curated record